Medioppia subpectinata is the source of this 831-nucleotide messenger RNA. The record is from the annotation of a GenBank genome assembly. NCBI's taxonomy places the organism in Eukaryota, Metazoa, Arthropoda, Arachnida, Sarcoptiformes, Oppiidae.
AUGCAAACUCACGAACACUUCAACACAACGAACACAGCGUUCGCGCGCAUCACUGAACAACCGGCCAAAUGCGGCGUUCGCUUCCGCUACGAGUGCGAGGGCCGCAUCUCGGGUGCCAUUCCCGGCCAGAGCUCCACAACAGUGCGGCCCACGUUUCCCACCAUUCAACUCUUCAACCACAGCGGCCGCGCCAAAGUGGUCGUCUCGUGUGUCACCAAAAACCAUCCCUUCCGCGCGCAUCCGCACAAUCUGGUGGGCAAGAAGUCGUGCAAAGACGGCGUGUGUUCGCUCGUGUUCGCCGACGGCGUCUGCGUUUUCAACAAUCUCGGCAUUCUGUGCGCCAAACGCAAAGACAUUCGCGAGCGACUGCGCGUACGCGAGGCCCUGCGUGUGGACCCCUUCCGCACGGGUUUCGGCCACAAAUCGCAAGCUUUCAAAAUCAUAGAUCUGGCGGUCAUUCGGCUUUGCUUUCAAGUCUAUCUGGAGAGCGCGCCCGACGUGUUCGACGUGGCGCUCGAGCCGCUCGUCUCGGAGCCCAUCUUCGACAAGAAGGCCAUGUCUGAGCUCGCAAUCGCCAAACUCUCGCACUACUCGGCGCCCGUCGGCGGCGGACAAGACAUUGUGCUGCUGUGCGACCGCGUCGUCAAAGACGACAUUCGGAUCCGCUUUUGGGAGGAGCGCGACGACUGUCUCUAUUGGGAGGCGUUCGCCGACUUCAAGGCCAGCGACAUUCACAAGCAUUUCGCCAUUUCGUUCCGUUCGCCCAAAUACUGCGACCUUUCGGUGCAGAACGCGAUUCCCGUGAACGUGGAGUUGGUUCGGCCGUCGCCG